AUGACUGAAGAAAAUUUACUCUAUGCUGCAGAUUACUUUGCUUUUUUGGGUAAGAAAAUAUCCGAUCAUGAAAUUUAAUCGAUGCUACCUUUUUUUGAUUGUGAAGAACCUGGUCAUCAGGGAAAUGCUUUGGAUUAGGUUUGUUUAGAUUCCGAGUGCAAGUACAAGGGACUUUGUUGUGUGAGAUGUCAGUAUCAGAAGCAUAGGUUUCACCCCAAUUCCGUUUAUCCUUUACAUACCUUUGUCUCAUAAUUGAUCAAUCAACUUUCAAGUAGGAAGAUAAUUUUGGAAGAGCAGAAAAAAAAAUGUAACCUAUAUCGGGAUGUGGUUAUUUCAAUAUUGAGAGAUUACUUAAACAAUAUCAUUGAGCAUAUGUCUAUAAUAGUUGCUUCAUUGCAUAAAUAUUUUACAAGUUUCGAAAAUGCCUUUGAAACUACAAUAAUAAAAAGUCACAUAAUAGCACAUUCCUUAAUUUAUAAGAAACACAUACCCAAAGAUAAAUUUGAAAAAUUUGUAAGAGAAGGAAUAAAAGGAGUCUCUUUUUAAAACCAAGAACCCAAGAAAACAGUUUCAAAUGAUUAUUAUAUAUUAAAUCAAAGUAAACCCACUAGAUUAGAAGAAAAGCUGAAAUAAGAGUACGGGAACAUUAUAAUCAACGAAUAGGAAAAAGCCUUUGAGAUGACUUCAGAUUACAUUGAUAUCAUGUAAAAUGUUGCUUAAAAGUUAUAAACAAUAUUAAAGAAGUCUUAAGAUUAUUUGGCAGUAGAAGUUGAUUUGAAUAAAUUGUCUCCACGAAUACCCAAAUUUGAGUUGGCAUAACUCUAGGAAUUUGAUUAAAGAUUUAAAAAGCAAUUCCAAGUAGAUGGAGCAUUCAGUAUUUUCAAAGGAAUACCUCCUCCAGCUCCUUAAAAAAAGGAACAAGAACAAAUUGUGAAAAUGAACACAUCGGCCAUUCCUACAUUAAAUGAUUAUCUACAUAAGGAGACUCAAAAUACCAUAAUAGAUCCUUCUCGACAAAAAUGUAUUUUGGGGAUGUUGUUUGAGACUUUGAGCAAUUGUUCUAUAUUGAAAUUAGGGAGUGUAAAAUCCUAGUAAUCAGAAGUGAGUUGUUUUGUUCCAUUGAAUUCCGAGCUAAUAGCGAUAGCAGCUCGAUUUAAUCCGUAUAUCGAGGUUUAUCGGAUAUAAGAUAAGAAGAUAAUCUAAAAGAUUGACACUAAAAGCCAAUAAGGAGUGAAGUGUUUAUUGGCAAUGAGUAAGCCAUUGUUAUACACGAAUACAACUGCUGAAAGCGAGAUAACUUUGGUAGUUGGUUAAUAUUAUGACUCUGGAUAGCUAUUGUCUUAUUAGUUGCAAAUCUUCAGAAAUGAAGGUCGAUACACAAUUAAUUCUUAGCCAGCAGGGUAAUUUCAUAAACCUGAUCAAUAAUCUGCAGCAACUUGUUUUGCGGAAUUAUAUUCAGGUGAGUUUUUCGUAGCAGGAUACUCUACUGGUAGUGUUUCAAUAUAUCAUAUAUAGAAUCCAUAGGCUUUGCAUGUUCUGAAUUUUCUAUAUGAGAGGCCAGUGCAAGGAAUAAGUAUUGUGGAACCUGGGAAACUGUUCAUGACAUUUUCAUAAGAUAAAAGCAGAAUGCAUAUGAUUAAUAGUAUAAAUUCAGAAAGAGUUGUGCAUAAUGUGUCACAAGUAAAGAUGUUGGCUAACAACACAUUUUAAAUCAUAAGUACAGAUGCAUUAAAUGAUGAUAAGAGUACAUUAAAGUUAAUUCAUUUUGUUUGUGGGGAAUAGUAUUAAAUUGAAUUAUAUUAAGAAAAGAAUAUCAUGGAGGCGAUUAGAAAGAGCAAGGAUUGA
Messenger RNA from Paramecium tetraurelia, 1845 nucleotides. RefSeq lists its product as uncharacterized. Gene Ontology annotation, molecular function: protein binding. The transcript has 3 exons. The record is from RefSeq and is a predicted model, not a curated record. Lineage: Eukaryota; Ciliophora; Oligohymenophorea; Peniculida; Parameciidae.